UCCUCUGGGCUGUUGCUGGAGCGUGUUCCCCCUUGACGUUAUGUGGUGGCUCUUCAAUGCGUGCGCUGUUUUGCUGUUUUUGUGAAACAUUGAAAUGUCUUUCAAGAACAGUCUAUCAACAGGGCAUCACUGCGUUGUUUACGGCUGCAGUUAUAACCAGAAGAAGAGGAACGCUGCAAGAAAAGAGCUCUGCGGCACGCACAACGUGUUGCAAGAGGUAUGCGGAUGCAACGUGUAUUUGCUGCAUCGGUUUCCCGCUGACGCCGAUUUGAAAAGACAGUGGGUCGCCGCAGUCAACAGAAAAGAUUUUGUGCCGUCGCCUUCAUCACGUUUAUGUUCUGCGCAUUUUGUUGACGGCAAGCGCACCGAUCUAAACCCCGUGCCGAUGCUUCGCCUCGGAUACGAAAGAAAGGUACUCAAAGGACGAAGACGUGUAGUAAAGCACGACGGUCCACAGUUAAAGAAAAAGAGGACAGCUGAGAACGUAGCACCAGCCUCACCAUUAGGCAUUCACAAUCUCGACACAGGAAAAGCCGACUUUCCCAAGGACGCUUGCCAGGAAAAGGAUGACACCUCCAGCGAAGGGCUGCGUUUGCUCUGUGCUGCCGCUUCUAUGAAGGUAUGUACACGGAAAGUUGUCUCGGAAGGCUACUUUCGUGCCAGUUGCGAGCGGGCAGCUGCCGCCAAUGAACCAACAUAUGGGCUAGCGAGUAAAUGCAGGAUUUCUCCACAACAUCGCACCAUGCCUGUGGAAGCUCACGCUGCUCCUUCUGAGGAGCAGGACUCGGGCAGUGAGCAGCAAGGAUUUCACGACAGAAGUGGUGAAUGCCAGAAGCAGCAUAUGCCUGCACAAGCUCACGCUGCUCCUUCUGAGGAGCAGGGCUCGGGCAGUGAGCAGCAAGGUUUUCAUGACAGAAGUGGUGAAUGCCAGAAGCAGCAUAUGCCUGCGCAAGCUCACGCUGCUCCUUCUGAGGAGCAGGACUCGGGCAGUGAGCAGCAAGGUUUUCAUGACAGAAGUGGUGAAUGCCAGAAGCAGCAUGUAGGUGUAAAUGCUUCAUGA
This is a messenger RNA of Dermacentor silvarum, 1060 nucleotides long. RefSeq lists its product as uncharacterized. The coding region runs from base 95 to 1060 and encodes 321 amino acids. The transcript is spliced from 7 exons. The record is from RefSeq and is a predicted model, not a curated record. NCBI's taxonomy places the organism in Eukaryota, Metazoa, Arthropoda, Arachnida, Ixodida, Ixodidae.